CCGUGAGUUAGCGCGUCGGUUGCGCUUUGUCUUCCCAUGUUCGCCACUACAACAACCGCACUGUGUGACGUAACGAAAUGUUUGAAUAAUUGCUGCCUCCUCUGCCGACGCGAACUCCCAGUAGAACCCCUUCUGACACCUGCUGCAACCCGAGCGCAGCGCGCCUAAAGAAAGCAAUUAAAAAAUCGCUCACCGAUAGUGACGAUAAUAAAAAUGUUAUAAAGCGUAUAUGGCGAGCAUGGGCGAACGGAAAAAGCUCCACAAUUGACUCCGUCGGAAAAGCGUAGCGCGAGAGCAACUCAGAGUACGAGUAACUAAAGUACUGAGGUAAUCGAAACGCUUAGUAAGCGGUUGAAAGGCGCGUUGAGCGGCAGCGUAAAAUACUUACCGACAAUCAAGUGUUUAGCACUUCAGUAUUAAGCGAAAAUAACAGGUGCCGGCGGUGUCGGGGUGAGGCGCAUGUGUGUAACUAGAUAGCAGAAAGUACAUAUAUUUUAAGUAAAUUAGCGCGUUAUUCGCUCGUGCGUUUUGCUGUCCAGUGACUACGUGCCAAUGUGGCCUUGAAAAGGGCAAACGAACAGCUGAAACUCCAACGUAUUUACAAAUAAAACAGCAAAACAGCAGAGAAAAUGUGGUGGGUUUGGUUAAUUGUUGGUGUUGUGCUAGCCGUGCUCGUCAUUUUCGUCAUUACGCCACUCAUACUCAUCUGCUACAAGCGCAACUACUGGCGCUGGCAUCAGGUGCCCUUCGAAGCGCCCGCACCUGAAUUUGAAAUACUGCAGCGCUUGCUCGGUUUGCGGCCGACACUGGAAUGGGAGGAGCUGGAGCACUAUGAUUCACUGUAUCGCACUUUCAAGGGACGAAGUCCAUUUUGCGGUUUCUAUCGUCACCUGCAGCCGCGUGCACUCAUACUCGACCGCGAAUUGAUUAUGCAGAUACUGAUCAAGAACUUCUCGAAUUUCAACGAUCGCGGCAUCUACCACAACAGCAAAGACGAUCCGCUCUCUGCCGAUUUGUAUAGCCGACGCGGUAGCGAGUGGAAAGAGAUGCGUUUGCGACUAGAGCCGAUCUUCGGCAAAGAUGAAAUGCGCUACCUGUACGAUGGCUUGCGCGAUUCGUCCGCCGAGUGGCUGAAUGGUUUUGAUCAGCUGGUGCGAGAUGAGCGCGCACACAGCGGUUACAUUGAAAUACGUACACAAAUGCGCCGCUAUGUGUUAGCCAGUUUGGCAGCGUGUGUAUUCGAUUUGAACGCGCAACGCCAGCAGAAAUAUCCGCUCGAUGUUUUCGAUGAUAUGACUCAGCUGGAAAGUACGACAUCACGUCAUAGUGAGUUUGCGAAUGCUGUUUUACGCCGCUACCCGCGGUUAAGUAAGAAACUCAAGCUGCGCACUACCUGUAAGGUAGUAGAAGACUAUUUCAUAGGGCUCAUCGACGAAGUAGUCACGGAGCGCGAAAAGAGUGGCAUCGAAAAGAAGGACUAUCUCCAACUGCUGAUCAACUUAAUGCAGCAGGAAUUGAGUACGCACGAAGUGCAAGAUCAAACAAUGAAAGAGCUUAGGGAACACUUAAUGGACGAGUUGGCAGCGCAUGCUAUUACGUUUCUUAAAGCCGGCUUACGUCCUACCACACACACUAUUACAUAUGUCUUAUACGAGUUGGCUUUAAAUGAACCCAUACAGCAGCAGUUGCGUGACGAGGUGGAAGAAGCUUUGCAACGCCACAACAAGGAGCUCUCGUACGACUGCAUACGUGAGCUCAAGUUUCUGGGUCAAGUCAUAUCAGAGACCAUACGCAUGCACCCUAUUGUACCCUAUCUAAUUCGACGCACACUCACCGACUUCCCCGUACCGAACAACAACAAAUAUACGCUACCCAAAAAUAUGUUCAUCAUAGUACCGACACAUGCCAUACACAACGAUGCCGAAUACUAUCCCGAGCCGUUCAUAUUCAAACCGGAACGCUUCGGUCGCGGUGACAACAAGCGACGCGACAUCUGUAUGUGGUUGGGCUUUGGCGAGGGUCCGCGCAGCUGCAUUGGUCUACACUUCGCGCAGCUUAUGAUGCGCCUACUGAUAGCUCAAUUGAUCACGCGUUACCACUUCAGUGUGGAUCGCACGCGUUUGAUGGUCAAACCACAGAAUGUGAUUAGACUGCGUGUGGAUCCGCUCAAUGAAGAGCCAGAGGGCAGGGAGGCUGAAGUGGUCAUUUACUGCGCCGUCGACAACGCCGCGGUCGACGCGCAGCGCUGGCGUUUCCGUUGGCACGGCGUCUGUCAUUUUCUAGAGCUGUUAAUUGAAUUCCAAAACACCCCGAAGUUGUUUGCGCGUGGGCCCAGCUCCAGCGGACCCGUUUUUCCAGCAAACUGCACGAACGCAGUGCGCAAAGCGCGCGCAAAAAUACCAACCAUACAAAGUAGUCGCUAUUUGGCGAAGCUGCACCUCGAGAUGGAUCCACUCACAGUUUUGCUGCUCUCGUUCAUCACCCUGGCGCUUAUUUGCAUACAUUUGCACCGCAAACAACAGUACUGGGAAGCGCAAGGCAUACCGCUGCUUAAACCGUUCUUGUUCUUCUUCUACGGGCGUGGUCGCAUUGGCACCGAUUGUCAUGCUAUCGACAUACCCAACGAAGUCUAUCAACGCUUUCGCGAAUCGGGUGCACCCUUAGCGGGCAUGUUCAUGCUGAGCGAUCCGCUUAUCAUACUACUCGAUUUGGAGCUCAUCAAACAUGUGUUGAUUAAAGACUUUGCCAACUUCAGUUAUCGCGGACUCUACCACAAUCUACGCGAUGAUCCGCUGAUGGGUAAUCUAGCUGCAAUCGACGGUCCUUACUGGAAGCGACUUCGCGCCAAAUUGACACCAUCCUUUACCACGGGCAAAAUGAAAUUUAUGUAUCCCACACUCAUAAAAGUGGCCGAACAGUUGCCUGGAGUUGUGGAUCGGCGUCUCUCCGAUGCAGGCAUAAUCGACGUAAAAGACCUGUCAGCCUGCUAUACCACCGAUGUGAUAGCGAGCUCUACACUUGGCAUUGAGUGUGAUAGUCUGCACAAUCCACUUGAGGACUUCCGUCUGAUCACCGUCAAGUUUUUCGAGGAGUACAGUGUAACACGUGAUUUGAUUAGCCAACGCCUACCGCAGCUCGCCAAAAUGUUGCACUGGACCAACACACCAAAAGUGGUGACAGACUUCUACAUCAAAGUUGUGCGCGACAAUAUAGCCUACCGUGCGGAGCACGGCAUUGUACGGCAAGACUUCUUGCAAAUUAUGAUCGAUCUCAUUAAAACCGAAGCACUCACAAUGGAAGAGAUUGCUGCGCAGGUGUUUGUCUUCAUCAUUGCGGGCUAUGAAACCACUUCGACGACCAUGACAAAUUGUCUGUGGGAACUGGCGGUGAAUGAGGACAUACAAGAGCAAGUGCGCGAGGAAGUUGUUCAAGUGAUGCAGGAGCACGAUGAUGUGCUCACUUACGAGUGUCUCAAGCAGAUGACCUACUUGGAUCAGGUGCUCAAAGAAACCUUGCGUAAACAUCCCAUUGCGCCUGCGUUGAAGCGUGUUGCUUACGAAGACUACAAGGUGCCUGGCACCAACUUUGUCAUCAAAGCCAACACCACGGUGCUCAUACCGUCCGAAGCAAUACAACACGAUCCACGCUACUACCCAGGUCCAGAGAAAUUCGAUCCCUUGCGUUUCACACCCGAAGCCAUGGAGGAGCGACACCCGAUGACAUUCCUACCAUUCGGCGAUGGUCCACGCAACUGUAUUGGCUUGCGCUUCGGCCGCAUGCAAGUGCUCAUUGGUUUGGCAGUGAUGUUACGUAAAUAUCGUUUUAGUGUGGCACCAACCACACCCAUACCGCUGGUGUACGACCAAACCAUUUUAUUACGUGCGCCGAAAGGUAAAGUGGAACUCAAGUGUGAGCGUUUGGUGGAGGAGAAAUUUGCAGAUCAUAUACCGAAGGCUGCUAACGAAGAGGUAGAAAACUUUGCCGCAAGCAUAAGAGAGCGGCGCGAGUAUGAAUGCACAGAUGGCGAGAGAAAUAAAUAAUGCACGAAGUGUGCGGAGAUGCGAUUUUGGUUCGAAGAAGUGUGAAAUUUUGUCACAGUUAGUUUGAGUGCUUUGAGCCUACUUUUUGAAGAGGUUGUAAUGAUUCUUAGUGCCGUUUUCUCAAAGUCUGUUUAGUAGGCAUUAAAAAGGUACUUUUUCGAAAGCAGUAGUCUUGGUUAAGUAACCAGAACUUAACUGACAGUUGGCUGCUAAACAGACAUUGAGUACGCGGCUCCUAGUUUAGCUUAUAAUUAUUUUAGACUUGAUAUGAGUAGGUUGUGAAAAAUUUAAGCGAGAUACGAGGCGCUCAGAAAAUUCAUUAGUUAAAAUAUAUUUCCUAACACAUUAUGUACCUAAAUAUAGACGUAUAGUUACGGGCCCUAUGCGUUCGCUUAGUUGCUUAGUUAGUACCCAGCUUUAAUGCGACCGAAAAGUAUAGCUAAGAGAAUGGUGCUCCAGUACCGCUCGCCAAAUAAAAGCGUAAAAGCUUUUGCAAUACAAUAUACCUAUAGUUUGUGUAAUAUAAUAUAUAUUUAC
This is a messenger RNA of Bactrocera tryoni, 4577 nucleotides long. RefSeq lists its product as uncharacterized. The coding region runs from base 630 to 4040 and encodes 1136 amino acids. The record is from RefSeq and is a predicted model, not a curated record. Gene Ontology annotation, molecular function: monooxygenase activity; heme binding; oxidoreductase activity, acting on paired donors, with incorporation or reduction of molecular oxygen. The transcript has 5 exons. Lineage: Eukaryota; Metazoa; Arthropoda; Insecta; Diptera; Tephritidae.